CCUUUUGACAGAUAAUACUGCAUACAGUGUGUCAUGCUUUACUUUAGCUUUGCCAAUCUAAAAUAUUCCAAAUAAUACUAAUUUCUUAUAUAUUAUAAAGCGUAAUGUGAUUUUACAAUAUAUUUUUAACAAUAGAAUUAUUAACUAUCUAUAAAUUUUACAUUGGACAUUAAAAUUUCGAAAAUAAAAUUGAAGUGUCAAGCAGACUUCACGAGCUUUUACGAAGUGUUUUCCCACAUUUCAAAUGAAUUUGAGCGCAAAAUGGAAAUUAAUUUUGUCGAUCCUCCUAACCGUCAGAUGAAUUCAGCCUUUUCACCGGCGACAUGUCCUUCAAUGUACAAAGACACCCUCUUCAUGGACUUCUCCGGCGAUGGGCACUUUCUUGUUGGCAGUACGGACGUUACAGCAACCUUCUGGCAGGGCUUCCAAGUAUUCGCAAGUUUCGACGAUUAUAACAGCGCUAAACACGAAUCCUUCUACAACAGUCCCAUUAUCUUUGAUGGUAAAUUUUUACCAAACAAUAGACAAAUUAUCUCUGAAAGUGAGUCCAAACUGAAAAUUCUAUCUCAGGCUGAAGUAAAGAAUGAUAACAAUGAAGCCUGCUUGCAAAUAGAAGAUUGUGUUGAGCAUAGUGAAGUAAUUAAACAAAUAUCCCUAUGGAAAGAUGAGAAUAAAGUUCUCACUGCUUCAGAUAAUCAUAUCUCACAGUGGGAUAUCAGUAGUAAUCUUAAACAAGUUUGGGACUUCACAGAUUAUCACACUAAUGUAAUUACUGGGGUGGACACAAAGAGUAGUGAUAAAAAUCUGUUUGUCUCUGUGGGAAGAGACAGGAGAGCUUGCCUCUGGGAUGUGAGGACUGAAGGAGUUGCAAUUGAAUUAUUUAAAAAUGAAUUCUGUAGUUUGACUUGUGUGGCUUGGAGUUCAGUGGAUGAGAAUACUGUGAUUGUUGGCUCACAAGCUGGAAGUAUGUACAUGUUGGAUGUGAAGAUGCCUCAGGAUUUUGUUACUUUUCAGAACUGUCACAAGAAAAAUAUUCACAAAAUACAGUUUGAGCAGGAGUCAAAUCUGCUGGCUGUUGUUGGUGAUACAAAUGAACUGCAGGUUUACAAUUGUAAAGGAAACGAAUUUAAUUUGAGUUAUAAAUGUGUUGAUAAGCAUAGGGAUUUCUUAAGAGAUGCUAAAUGGUUCAAUAGAGUAUUGUAUACUUGUGGCCUGCAGAGCUGUGUGAUUAAACAUUCCUUUUAAUGUU
Molecule: messenger RNA, 1249 nt
Organism: Dalotia coriaria
Lineage: Eukaryota; Metazoa; Arthropoda; Insecta; Coleoptera; Staphylinidae
Gene: vls
Product: valois
Biological process (GO): oocyte axis specification
Cellular component (GO): methylosome
Molecular function (GO): protein binding
Source: RefSeq, a predicted model, not a curated record